Entrophospora sp. SA101 is the source of this 474-nucleotide messenger RNA. Lineage: Eukaryota; Fungi; Glomeromycota; Glomeromycetes; Entrophosporales; Entrophosporaceae. The record is from the annotation of a GenBank genome assembly.
AUGAGCACAAUUACUCAAAAAUCUAAAGAUAUAAUUUGGAAGUUUUGGAAAAGUAAAAGAAAAGAACAGGCAUCUUCAUUAACUUUACAAACCGAAAAAAAUUUAGAGACUUCUAAAAAAGAACAAAAUAUAACAAAUGUAAAUAAUACAAAAAAUACAUCAAUUGGUAUCAUCAAUUUAUCAAUUCAAUCAAACGAUCUAUUUGGUUUGGGACAAUUAUCCAACACUUUGUUAAUACUUCAUGAAAGUCAUGUAAAAUUCCUUUCUAAUCAACAAGAACCUUUAAAAUGGUUGAUAAUUAUUUGGGAGAUGGUUUUUCUUACAAUAUUUUUGUUGUAUUUGAGUAAAUUUGUAAUAUUAAGUUUGGGAUUGGUUGAUAGUGUGAUGAGAGUCAUUCUUAGAAAAUAUCAAACUGGUCAAGAAAUACCAAAUCAUCUGAUAAACAAACCACCAAAGAUAAUAUCUAUUAGAUGA